UUCUCUCCCCAAACCAUUCAAAAGAGCAAGGUAUUACGCUCAGCUCACGAUCCGCAAAGGGAGCACGUAAAACACCCAGGUCGGAGAUUUGUCAUGUGUACUAACCUCCAGCAGAAACAGACUCUCUUCUGGAAGAUCCGGCCAGCGUAGAAAACCGCCCACCAGUCCCGCCCACUAUGCCGUCAGACAGCGACGCAGCAGCAACUCCUCUCACGGACGACGAGGAGAAGCAGCAGCUGCAGAGGUCGCCAUCCCCAGCAGACUCUCGAUCGGAGGAGGGCGAGGCCAGGAGCGACGACAGCCCCCCUAGACACGAGGAGCAAGAGGAGGAGGGCGACAGCAAUGAGGAUCCUCAACAUGGCGGCGACACAUCUUUCUCGAAGCAGAAAGACUCUACAGACGCGCCGCCCCUCCCCGACGAGCCCCUCCCAGGCCAGGCGCCUCCCCUGCCAUCCGAGGCCCCGCCAGAGAAUGCAGACGACGGCUGGGAAGCGAAAUGGGACGCGGCCAACUCGGCAUGGUACUUCUACAAUCGCUUCACGGGCGUCUCACAAUGGGACAACCCGCGCGUACCCACCUCUAGCACUGGCGAGCCGGCUGGCAUCUCUGCAACCGGUGCGCCAGGUACUUCCACGACGGCAGCGGCGACGGCAAUCUCCCAACCCACCUCCGUAGCAGGGGGCUACAACCCCGCGAUCCAUGGGGACUGGGACCCCAACGCGCCGUACGCACAAGCCUACAAGGCGGGCGAUGAGGAGUACGAGGCCGAUCUUGCGGCGUACAAUGCAGAGGCGAUGGCGGGCGUGGAGGGUGAGGAGGCGGGCGACCCGUCGUACCUGCAGAAUGUGGCGUUCAACAAGGGCACGGGCAAGUUCCAGACGGGCGACCAGAACCCAGAGAAGUACACGGACGCCAACAAGUCGUACCGCCAAAUGAAUGCGUACUUCAACGUCGACCAGGCUGCAAACUCGCAUGACGGCCGGAGCUUGAAGGCCGAGAGGAGGGGAAAACAGCCCACCCGGAAGGAGCUGGCCAUGUGGAAGGAGAAGCGGAAGGCCAGGAAGGAAGAGAAGAGGCGGGCCUGGUUGAGGGACUGAUGGCAACUGUCUCCUGCUACAUCUUUUGCUUUCUUUCUUCUCUAAUCUGUGAGAGACUUUCUGCAUUUACACAACGGCAUUGAACCGGGUAAGCUUGGAGCGGGCAGGGUAGGGCAGGGCACAUGUGUUGAAAAAGAUUACAGUUGGAUCGUGAGUUGACGAGUGUGGACGAGUCCUAGGAUGGACAUUAGGAUGGUGAUUGCCCAAGGAAUUCUUGCUGGCUUUGCUCUGUUAGAGAGCUUGAAUACCCAAUGAGGACAGCGUAGUGCGCUCUUUUUCUGAACAAAUUACAAAACUUUAGAUG
Molecule: messenger RNA, 1401 nt
Organism: Cryphonectria parasitica EP155
Lineage: Eukaryota; Fungi; Ascomycota; Sordariomycetes; Diaporthales; Cryphonectriaceae
Exons: 1
Coding region: 177-1097 (306 amino acids)
Molecular function (GO): protein binding
Source: RefSeq, a predicted model, not a curated record